Molecule: messenger RNA, 591 nt
Organism: Nilaparvata lugens (brown planthopper)
Lineage: Eukaryota; Metazoa; Arthropoda; Insecta; Hemiptera; Delphacidae
Product: E3 ubiquitin-protein ligase HECTD1-like
Exons: 3
Coding region: 131-442 (103 amino acids)
Biological process (GO): anatomical structure development; protein K63-linked ubiquitination; proteasome-mediated ubiquitin-dependent protein catabolic process
Cellular component (GO): nuclear speck
Molecular function (GO): ubiquitin protein ligase activity
Source: RefSeq, a predicted model, not a curated record
AGUGCUGUUGCGUCACGGCGCAACCGGAUCUGCGUGACGAGGACGGAAAGACGCCGCUAGACAAGGCCAGGGACGCGUCGACGAGGGCCAUCGUGAAGUCGCUUCCAUCCUGCAGUCUCCAGGCGAAUGGAUGAUACCUGCUGACAAAGACAAGAAAUGUGAGCAAAUAGAGCCGGAAGAGUCGUGGGAACCGAAGGGAGAUCCAGAGAUGGCUCCAGUUUACCUCAGGCGACUGCUGCCCGUAUUCUGCAAUACAUUCCAAUCGACAAUGCUCGCUUCUGUCAGGAAAGCAAGUCUCAGCCUCAUUAAGAAAAUGGUGCACUACAUUCAGCCAUCAAUACUCGUUGAGGAAUGCACCUCAGAGCCGGCAGUUUUCAAUCUAGGAACAACUCUAGUUGAAGUCAUAGCUACAGUUCUAGACAAUGAGGUGAGUGUCAACUAAACAAUUUAAUUUAUCGAUCUAUUGAUACAAUUUCACUUUCUCGAUUAAUUCUAUCGAAUUUCAUCGGUGAAAUAAUGUUUAUUUUACUUUUAAAUUGGUCGGAAUAAUAAUUCAGCUUGAAGCUACUAUAUAAAGUCUACAUCUUUUUU